Messenger RNA from Lytechinus variegatus (green sea urchin), 1316 nucleotides. RefSeq lists its product as uncharacterized. NCBI's taxonomy places the organism in Eukaryota, Metazoa, Echinodermata, Echinoidea, Temnopleuroida, Toxopneustidae. The record is from RefSeq and is a predicted model, not a curated record. The transcript has a single exon. Gene Ontology annotation, molecular function: nucleic acid binding. The coding region runs from base 396 to 1277 and encodes 293 amino acids.
GUUGCAUCCAAGACUCCAACGCCAGCUAUACGGACCCAAGACGGCAUCUGUUGGCAUUCAGACCCCUCGAGUUGAUCGCGAUAGACUUCCUCAAGCUUGACAAAGGCCAAGGUGGAUAUGAGGAUGUCUUAGUAAUCACAGACGCCUUCACCAAAUUUGCUCAAGCCAUUCCUUGCAAGAACCAAACUGCCGCAGUAGUAGCACAUGCUUUGAUUGAUGGUUGGAUCGUUCACUACGGUGCUCCACUUCGAAUUCACUCAGAUCAGGGGCGAAAUUUCGAAAGUUUGUUGGUACGAGAGUUGUGCAAGCUAUAUGGCAUUGAAAAGACACAUACCACUCCUUACUAUCCCCAAGGAAACGGGCAGACAGAGAGAUUUAACCGAACCUUGUGUGGUAUGAUUCGCUCCCUUGAUCCUGACCGUCGAAAGAAGUGGCCUGGGCUUAUUGGCCAGUUGGUAUUCUUGUACAAUUGUACUCCACAUGGUACAACUGGAUUGUCACCGUACCGACUUCUGUAUGGACGAGAGCCCAACACCCCACUGGACCAACUCAUAGGGAAUGGAAAUGCAGAUUGGGAUGAAGACUUUGUGUCAGAACACUCUAAGUCACUCCAACAGGCCCACAUGUUAGCGCAGCAGAAUAUGGAAAUGAUACAGAAUAGUGAGAAGAUGAGGCAUGAUGCCCUCCCUAUGAGUUCACCUCUCAACAUCGGCGCAAGGGUACUACUGAAGAAAUGCGCAUUUGAAGGACGUCAUAAACUUGAAGACAAGGUCUUAAGGGAUCCCUUCAUUGUGACAGCAGUGAAUGAGAUGGGUGACGUGUAUAAAAUCCGACCCAUGUUUGGAGGACCAACAAAGGUGGUCAACAGGAGAUUGUUGAUUCCUGACCCGCGGGAGGAAAUAGCAAUUCCUACUCCACAGGAUAAGCCAGAGGACAGAGUGAAGUCACAACCAUUGCCCACUUCAGAGAAUACUACCCCCUACUUCACCUUCUUGUGGGAACCCUCACAGCCUGAUAGGCUUACAUCUGGUGAAGAGAGACCUGUCACCCUUAAUCAAAAUGGCUCUUGCGGAGAGAAUGAGUCCACUGGUAGAAAUGUUCCUAGUGAAGAAGCCAAUGUGGCUGAAGAUGCCAUACCGCAGAAUGAACCCCUUGAAGACGACAGAUCUCGACAUGAUAACAUGAAUCAUGAGGUCGAGCGUCGGAGGUCCCGUCGUGUGAACAAGGGACAACACAGAAAUCGACUACAUCUCCCAGUGUCGGUAUUACCAAAGUGAAGUGAAAAGAUUAUUUCUUUUAGAGAGACUUUUUAUCUU